AUGCGCACGCCGUGUGCGACAUCGGAACGGGUUGCUGUCCCAGUUACGAAGAACAAAGUGCUACACCACGCCCACAUUCACAUGUUCACAUACGUAAAGACAAGGAAUAGACAGAUUUCCCAUCAAGAGGCGGUAAGUACAGACAUAUUUUUUUCGGACUUUCUACCAAGCACUCAAGGUAUCGUGGUUACUCGAAAGCAGGGCGGUGUCGAGGUGUUACACCCGCACCACCAUCAAUAUACUGGAACAGCAGGCAAAACCUCCCCCACGACACCGACAACAGCAGCACCACAACUUAACCUCCUUAACGCUACCGUCUCCAUCAUAACUGCCACCACUAUCAUUCCCCUCUCCCUAGUUCUCACCCCGGCAGCUGCUGCUAUCAUCAACACCGCCGUGGUGGUUAUCCCACGCCGAAAAGGUAACAAGAGCAACGCCCGCCUCCUCCGAGGGCGUCUGUGGCAUUUCCCCCCUUUCCUCUCAAAUCAACAGCACUAG
Purpureocillium lilacinum is the source of this 498-nucleotide messenger RNA. Lineage: Eukaryota; Fungi; Ascomycota; Sordariomycetes; Hypocreales; Ophiocordycipitaceae. The record is from RefSeq and is a predicted model, not a curated record.